Molecule: messenger RNA, 4974 nt
Organism: Peronospora farinosa
Lineage: Eukaryota; Oomycota; Peronosporomycetes; Peronosporales; Peronosporaceae
Source: the annotation of a GenBank genome assembly
AUGCCGCCGCCACUACCAGUUGCUUUGCAGCGUCCAUUGUCAUUCAAAUCCGACGGCGAUUCAAUUGAUGACCACAUAUCAACUUGCAGCACGGAAGAAACGCGUGUCCGGCCAUUAGAAACGUCCAUAAAGUCCAGAAGAGACGGUAGCGUGCGUGUUGCAGUGCGCAUUCGCCCUCAAUUGCCUCGAGAGCUUGUACGGAAUGCUGUGACAUGUGUCGAAAAGUCAAGAGAUGUGGAUAAUGCUAUUAAAGUGACGAUAGGAGCGAACACCGAAAGGAAAUUCACGUUUGACCAUGUGUUUGCACAGUCAACAAAGCAGACGGAGCUGUACGAUGAGGUACUGCAUCCUUGGAUGACCUCUUUCCUGCAAGGAUUUAAUGUGACGGUGAUCGCAUACGGACAGACAGGAGCUGGCAAGACGUACACUAUGGGAAAUAGUAUGCCGUCCACGUCUAUGAUGGCCAACAGUUUAUUUGUAAGAUCUUCUUCAAGUGAUGACAAUGAAGAAGAAGCUGCAGAUACAUUGGACAGUGACGAAGGACUGAUCCCGAGGUUUUUACACCAUUUGUUUACCAAAUUGAACGAGACAGAAAACAGUUUUCAAUUGUCCGUGUCAUUUUUAGAAAUCUACGGAGAGGAGAUUCACGAUUUAUUGGAAAAUCCAGAGACAGAGAGAAACUCAAAACAACGGCCAGAACCUUUGCAAUUGAGAGAAAAUAAGAAGAAUGGUGUGUGGGUGCAAGGAUUGACAGAGAUGCAAGUGUCGAAUCGACAAGAAGCUAUUGAGAUGAUGCAAAGAGGAUCACUGCAACGAAUCACAGCUAGCACACAGAUGAAUGAACGUUCUAGUCGGUCACACGCCGUGUAUACGGUCAAGAUAGUUCAGCAAAUGUCGAAACGGGAUUCGGCCUCAAAGGUCUCACUUGUGGCUAAUGAUCAAGAAAUGUCCAAUAUGAAGAGGCCCACAAUGCAUGCAUUUGGAUCGCGUUGCGUCGGAGGUGUGGGAACUGACGUGUCCGAAUCCGACGCGGUGAUCGUGUCCAAGCUCACAUUUGUAGACUUGGCGGGAAGUGAGCGAUUGAAAAGCACUCUUGCAGAGGGCGAACGCAUGAAGGAAGGUAUCCAAAUCAACGUUGGGUUGUUUGCUCUCGGUAACGUCAUUAAUGCGCUCGGUGAUGAUAAGCGUCGGAUAGCAUCAAGCGUCCACGUUCCUUACCGAUCGUCGAAGCUCACGCGGCUGCUACAAGACGCGCUCGGUGGGAACAGUAGGACUCUGUUCAUUGCAUGCGUGUCGCCUGCAGACUUGAACGCAGCUGAGACCUUAAACACGCUUCAGUACGCAAACCGCGCCAAGAAUAUUCAAAAUAAAGCGGUGAAGAAUAUUGAUAGCCGCUCCGCAGAGUUGGCAAAUUUGAAGGCCUUCAACCAUCUCUUGUGUCGUGAGCUUGUUAAGGCAAUCGUUGCAGGCUUGGAAGAUGGAUGCCCUGGUGAUAUUGACAAUUUUACGGAUACUUGCAUGACAACCCCGAGCGUUUUAGCGUACUUGACAAGAAUUGAACACCUAGCAGCAUCGACAGGACUGGAGGCGUCUGGUGAUGAGCGUUUAAGCGAAACUCGGCGCCUGCUGAAUGGCCUCACGACCCAUUUGUGCGAGUUAGUGCCGAAUAGCAGAUACCGGCGGGCUGCUUCUUUGACGAGUUUGAAUGAAAUCAAAGCCGACCAAGUAUUGCCUCCCGAUGAACUUCUGGACUUCGUUAGCGACAGUGGCUCGUCCGUGACAAUUAUGGAAGAACGAAAGGCCAAUUCAGACGACGCUUAUGUGAAUCCUUAUCCGCUGGAAAAAUUAUGCCGCACAUUGGAAGUUAUGAACUUUGCGUUUGAAAUGCAUGAACUUCAAGAAGAAGUAAAACGCAAGCGGGAGUUGUCGAAAGCUAAAUUUAUAAACCUGGAGACCCGGUAUCACCGCCAGGAGUUAUUACGAAAUGGAUUAUUGGGUAUGAUAGACAAGAUGAAAACGUGGCUGUCGUCAUCUACAUUGGACAAAGUAUCACAAGAUACAAGACGGACAAUCGAUUGCAGCGUGGAAGCUGCAAAGGAGAAGAUGGAGUUAAUGAAAUUAGAAAUGGAAGAAAUUCAGAGCCAGAAAGCGACGCUGAGUAGCGAAUUGGAGAUGGAAAUGGAACGUUACCAAAAGGAAUGGAAUGUGAAGCAACAACAAAUUGACGAGAUGAGAGAAGCCCCAUGGGAAGCAACGACCAAUGCGCUUAACGUUUUGAUGCGGAAUGUCGAAAUGAAGGUUCGCUUUGACGGCUACGAUCUUGACAGCAUUUCUGAAUACCUGAAGGACGAAGAAAAGGAAAUGGCGGCCUUCAUCAAUGAAGGUGGCGACGCAAUCUUGUGUAUGUCACCUCUGUUCAUGAAGGGAGAGUUAUCUUCAUCUCAAGCCCACAACAUGUUAUCGAUGAUUCAGGAACAGCUUCGGAUCGCGUUUGACAACGAAGUUCUUGAGGCUUCCAUGAACAAAGAUUUACGAAAGCGAGCGCAGCUGCUUAAGAAUAUUACGACCGGGCUGGGGUCUUGUCAUCGUGGGGAGAUGACCGAACAAGAGUUUAUGGAAAAGAAUGAGCAAAAUCUGAAAGGCUGCGAGGAUAGCAUAUCCCAGAUUCGCGAUGCUAUGUACGCUAGGCGGGGUCAGCGAGCGUCAAUGGCUGAAAUGCUCGAUUCGAUUAAGUCCUUAGACGCAGCGAAAGACCUGAUUCGAAUACUUAUUGUCGAGAUGUAUUCUCGCUGGCGAAUUUACAUGUUGGCCGACGAAGAGGAGAAAUUAAGGCAGCAAGGAGAGGUAGAGGACGCCAUAAACCAAAAUCGAGCUGCGAUGAAGAUCGACAUGGAUGCAAAGGUGGAAAAUCUGGAAGCAAAAUAUGAAAAGGACCUCCACUGCGCUUUUCAAAUGGUGACAAGUUUUAACGAUGCAGUCAGAGUGGGUGAGCAUUUACAAGUGCACGAAUCGUCAGGACAAUCAGGCGAAAUGAGCAAAAUCGCUCUGUUAGAAGAGCGUGAAAAGAUGCUCGUCGCUCAAUUGACGGAAAGGGAGAACGAAAUGAUGAUUAUGCGUCUGGAAUUGGACCAUUUUCAAGCCUCAGCGAAGAGCAUGGAGCGUAAGGAGGAAUCUUUGUGUUUGAUGAGUAAAUGCCAGAAGAUUCGGCAAGAACUGGGCUUGAAUGAAGAAGAUCAGAUCAGCAAGUUCCAAGACAUUAACGAAUUCUUGAUGAAAAAGUGCUCUGAAGAGUUGGAAGGCCUUGAAGCUGCCAGAGAAAAGAUUCAAACUCGGAUUAGCGACGCCUACCGUGUCGUUGGUCGGAUGGAAGCGGUCUUGCACGUGGUCAAUCCAGUGGAUAUCCAACUCUUUCCUUCAGAUGCUGGAGGGACACUUCUUGAACAGGAGAAAUAUAUACUCUCGCUACAAAAGCGUCUGUCACGUGAGUUGUGGGGCCACGUAAGUGCUCGUAUUCGAUUUUCUGAGGGCAUUCGGGAGCUAGCGUCGAAUCUUCAAAUCAAAGUGGCAGACGAUUUUCGUCAUGUCUCUCAAGAUGACCUUGAUGCUAUUAGCGCGAAUUUUGCUACGUCAAAAAAUGUGGAAUUGGACGUUUGGAAGAGGUUUUAUAAAAGAAAGGAGUCUGCGGAUGCACUUGAUCAAAUUUUGGAUUACCUAGGUGAGGAGGGCGAUAUGUCCCGUUCAUGUGUACAGCGAGACGAGCAUCUUUAUAAAAUUUUACUGAAAGAAAAGGCAAAGCGGAUUGCAGAGGUGGAGGAAUAUCUAAAGACUAUAAGGACGGUGGCACGUAAAUCUCAAUUAUCUCAAGAUGACAUAAUGUCGGUGGUUCACGCCUUACGCAAUAAAGAGGGCUUUUCGGAGGGGGAGAUAGAUGCUAACAGAAUGGUGUAUGAGGAUCUUUGUGCUCGAAUUUUGGAGACGGGUGGACAACUUGAUGUCAGCAAGCGAGGGCUGGAAGUCUUUGCUAAGGUGCUUAGAGGUUUUGAGGAGGUACAAGCAGGGCGGUUGAACGCGCUGGAUUACCUCUGUAGAACUGUAGAAGAAGCUGCAAUGCUGACCCAGGACUCAACUGCCAGUGGCGAAGAAGGUUCAACACGCUAUCACCACCUAACUUUUCCGCGAGACAAUGAGUGCUUAGUGGACGCUCUUGUUGCUGGUAAGGGCAUAAUUGAUACUCUAAGCGAGCCUGUAGAGAGGCCAUUACGCAGUCUUUUUUACUCGAUGAACGAUGACUUUGCAUCCUUUGGCAUCGACACAGAGGAGCAGCGCGUUAGCUUCUACUUGGGCUGCAAGGACGGAGAACAGACGGCCCGGCGCGCCAUUCUAGACAAGUACGCAAUGUCAUUAUCCAAUGCAUUAAGCGUGUCAUGUGAGAAGAACAAUUUGGAUCCAGCAGCCGAGGAAAGACCGCUAAACUGCAGCGAUUCAUUCCUGUCCAGACUUGAUCCCAUAUAUGAGAAAUUGCACGACACGUACUCAGUUUCCUUCGGAGACCUGCAGUUGCAGAGACUUCGCACUUCAGUUGCAGACAAGCAAGAAGUGGAAAUUACGGUAAAUAGUGCGCAAAAUCGGCUACAAUCGUUGCAGAAAAUCAUGAAGAUAUUUAACAGAAUUAACGAGUUCAAGGCAAAGCUCGCUGAAUUUGAAGCACAUGCGAGUCAGAAGGAUCGCUUGUUUGGCAAUUCACACAGGCUACUAGACGAGGAGCGCUUUCGCAAGAUGGCAGCCAAGCACUACCCUAAUUUGCUAGCGGUGCUUCGAAAAGAAGUAUCGCGCUGGCUGGAAAAUGAAGAUGGUGAGUAUGACCUCAGCAUACUUGGCGAAGACCUCAAGAAUCUCUUGCUAGAUAUGAUGAACACAGACACUGGCCUCAUGCACCUAGACUUGGUACGAAGCCUCAAGUUCGACCAAGAGUAA